AUGGUCACCAAAGAGGUCUUGGGAAGAGAACUCACGUCGGCAGACAAUGUUCUCAUUGCUGCGACCUGGGAUGAACCAACGGAGUGGAUUUCCCGUAUCAAAAGGGAGCACCCGGGUAUCGUAGUUAACUACUUUCUCAUUACCCUCGAACCAAUUGAGGUCUACAUGAAAGGCGGUAGUCAUGUUCCAGAUGAAUACUUCAAAGAUGUCACUAUAUUUGUGACAAUGCAGUACCUUCCACCGCCUGAAGCUGCCCCAAAACUUGAGAUAUGCACUAUUCUUAGUGCGGGUAUCAAUCAUAUCGCAAACACACCGAUAUACAGGGAUACAGAUAUAACUAUCACUACGAGUAACGGUGUUCAUGGACCUCAGAUUUCCGAAUGGGUCAUUGGCCAUAUCCUCGCACACACCCACCGCUUCCGCCUUUUCGACCAAUGGCAAAAAGAACACAGAUGGGCAAACAACUGGGGUAGUUUCACCGGAAAUCCAAUCCGCGAUCUCGUUACCCAAAAGAUCGGAAUCUUUUCCUACGGUUCUAUAGGCCGACAGGUCGGUCGGGUAGCUCACGCAUUAGGAAUGGAAGUACACGCAUAUACCGCUCACCCAAAACCUACAAGAGAAAGCAGGCGGGAUAAUGGAUACAUCGUACCCGGGACCGGCGAUAAAGAGGGCGAGUUUCCGGUGAAAUGGUGGAGUGGAACCGGUAAAGCGAGUUUUCAUGAAUUUUUGAGAGAAGGGUUUGACGUACUUGUGUUCUCGGUGCCAUUGACGGAUGAUACAAAGGGGUUGAUGGGGAAAGAGGAAUUUGAGAUUUUAAAAGAAACAAGGAAGAGCCCGUUUUUGGUAAACAUCAGUAGGGGCCCGAUUGUAGUGACUGAAGAGCUGGAGAAGUCGCUAAGGGAGGGGGUUGAAAAUGGAGGGUUGAGAGGGGCGGCUCUCGAUGUCGUUGAUCCGGAGCCCCUUCCAAAGGAACAUACACUAUGGGAUGCACCCGAUGUGUAUAUCUCUCCACAUAUCUCUGGCGCCGGCGUCACUUACUUUGAAAGGUGUCUUGAUAUCGUGGCGAUUAACUUGAAAUUAAGAGCAGAAGGGAAAAGAUUAAUCAAUGUUGUAGACCGAAAGCGCGGCUAUUAA
Orbilia oligospora ATCC 24927 is the source of this 1134-nucleotide messenger RNA. RefSeq lists its product as uncharacterized. Gene Ontology annotation, molecular function: NAD binding. The record is from RefSeq and is a predicted model, not a curated record. Lineage: Eukaryota; Fungi; Ascomycota; Orbiliomycetes; Orbiliales; Orbiliaceae. The transcript is spliced from 5 exons. Bases 1 to 1134 code for a protein of 377 amino acids.